Messenger RNA from Lycium barbarum (goji berry), 789 nucleotides. Its product is annotated as small ribosomal subunit protein eS10z-like. The record is from RefSeq and is a predicted model, not a curated record. Lineage: Eukaryota; Viridiplantae; Streptophyta; Magnoliopsida; Solanales; Solanaceae. Gene Ontology annotation, cellular component: cytosolic small ribosomal subunit. Gene Ontology annotation, molecular function: structural constituent of ribosome; RNA binding. The coding region runs from base 122 to 667 and encodes 181 amino acids. The transcript has 5 exons.
UAGAGCCCAAAUCCGAACAGGCUUUUUUGGUCCUAAAAUCUCUGCCAAACCCUAAUUUCUUCCUCUUUCUGCAAGCAACUCUUCACUUUUUUUUUUUUUUUUUCUCUCUAACGAAAUCAAUAUGAUUAUCCCAGAGAAGAACAGGAGAGAGAUCUCCAAGUACCUCUUCCAAGAGGGAGUAUGCUUUGCUAAGAAGGACUACAAUUUGGCAAAACAUCCCAACAUUGAUGUGCCGAACCUACAAGUGAUCAAGCUGAUGCAGAGCUUUAAGUCGAAGGAGUAUGUGCGUGAGACCUUUGCUUGGAUGCACUACUACUGGUAUCUUACCAAUGAUGGCAUUGAGUUCCUCAGGACUUACCUCAAUCUUCCUUCUGAAAUUGUUCCUGCUACUUUGAAGAAGUCCGCCAAGCCCCUUGGUCGUCCCAUGGGUGGACCUCCAGGCGAUAGGCCCCGUGGACCACCAAGGUUCGAGGGUGAUAGGCCAAGGUUUGGUGAUAGGGAAGGGUAUCGUGCUGGUCCAAGAGGUCCACCUGGUGAAUUUGGAGGCGAGAAGGGUGGAGCUCCAGCUGACUACCAGCCUGCAUUUAGGGGUGGUGGUGGAAGACCUGGAUUUGGGCGUGGGGCUGGAGGUUUCGGUGGCGCACCCCCUAGUUCAAGCUUCUCUUAGGUUGCUAUUCUUGUACUUCAUGUUUUAUCAAAAUUUUGAUCAUCAGAUGUUGGAAUCAACUUGACUAUUAUUCUCCCGAAAGUACUGUGCAAUGAAGCAAUUUCAUCAUGUUUGAUCUUUAA